Messenger RNA from Spirodela intermedia, 2754 nucleotides. NCBI's taxonomy places the organism in Eukaryota, Viridiplantae, Streptophyta, Magnoliopsida, Alismatales, Araceae. The record is from the annotation of a GenBank genome assembly.
AUGGAUUUGCUGGGGAGAAAUUUGGCGCAAGUCAAGGCAGAACAAUCGUGAGCUCCAAUUUCAUCAACAUCUUGAUAUAUAUGAAGAUGUAUCUAUUCAGAGUAAAGUAAAUUGCUGAUGAAUGUGUUCAAACUGGUCAGUCCAAGAGGAAUUCCCCGCGAAACGGUGAUGCGCGUUGCAGUUAAAGCGAUCUCGAUUCUGGAGGAGGUUCACUCCAGAAAGUGGGUCGUCUUCUCCGAGCUCUGUCCCUCUCUCUCUUCAAGGUUCCUGCUGCUCCUCCAUUCUUGAAGCUCACACUCCCAGAGCCGUCAAUGGCAGGUAUAUUCAUGGGGAUGUGAAGCCCGAGAACCUCCUGCUCGGCUCCAAUGAUCCGAACGAACCGUUGCUCUUCCUGGUGGACUUUGGAUUGGGUAAAAGAGACCCUUUUUCCUCUAUAUUUACAUGUUCAUAACUUGUGUGGAUAUUCAUGGCCGCUGACAUUCCAUAAUUAUAACUCUUUGACUUUCUUUCUUUUUGUUGCGGGGGAUCAUCAUCAGCCGCCAGAUGGGAGUAUGGGACGGGGAGUCACGUCGAGUACAACCAGCAGCUGGGAUUCUCCGGGUAUGAAACAUUACGGGCUAGUUGACUAUCUUCUCCCGGAGAAAAGGCCCCUCCCUUCCCACCCACCUUCAUCUGAUCUCCAGGGGGACUGUGAGGUAUGCGAGCGUCAACGCCCACCUCGGGAGAACUCUGAGCAGGAGAGACGACCUCGAGUCCCUCGCCUACAGCCUUGCCUUCCUCCUCCAAGAGAAGCUUCCAUGGCAGGGGAAGUACGGGGAAAGGGUACGGCCACGGCAUCUUCCCUCUUCUUUUCUUAUCGAUUUUUAAAGCUCUGACCUCCGUGCAUCUGGCGCUCUGCGGGGGGUUGACUUCAGAAGAAGGAGGAAGAACACUUCUUCGUCAGCAAAGAGAAGGCGGAAACCCCUCCCGGGAGCCUCUUCGCUUCCUACCCGGAAUUCACGAAGUUCUUCGGGUACGCCGUGAAUCUGGGCUUCGACGAGGAACCCGACUACAAAAACUGCAAGUCGUUCUUUCAGGAAAGGAUCGGAGUCAACGACUCUCAAAUGGUAUAAAUAAACACGACGAUUUUCAUUCAUUCAUUCCUGAUGAACGCGGUGGGUUUUUAUUAUGUCUUCCCAAAUCUCAGGACUCUCGUGAUGAUCAUUGUCCGUUGACCAAGCAGCUAAGAACAGGGCGGCCUGCUGCUCAGUGGGUCACCGUGUACGAUCCUUGGCUGCCCACGAAGCAGAGGUGGGUCGUUUCGCCAUGGCCAAGAGAUGUUUUUGUUUCGUCGUUUUGGGAAAUAGUUCUCACUCGCCACGCGGGUGGUUCCUCCGCAGGUGCCAUUAUAACGUGCCGGAGGAGUUUCUUCCUCAGUUCAUCGCCAGGGACAAGGAGCAGAAGCUGUUCAUCAGCAGCGUCGCCUCCUGCGACGGAAAGUGGGCCUUAAUCGCCGAUGCCGGCACCGGAUUCCAGUCCCAAGUUUACCAUAUCUCCCCAGAGUUCCUCCCUAAGGUGCUUCUUCUUCCUCUUCUUCUUCUUCUUCUUCUUCUUCUUCUUCUUCUUCUUCUUUCUGAUCCAAAACCAUGGCGGGUUUUGCUCGAAGGAAUGGAUCGAGACGCAGUGGGGGAACAGGUUCUACAUCACGGCGGUGGCAGGGUCGAGAGAAGGGAAGUCUCUGGUCGUCAUGUCGCGAGGUGGGUGAGUGGGUUCCUCCCAGAAAUCCUUCUGAAACUCUCUUUUCUUGCGGAAUUGGUGGGCAUAAUUAGGGUUCGAAGAGUUGUUCUGGUCCUGCUCCCAUUUCAGGCAACAAGCACAGCAAACAGGAGUACGUAGACAGCAAUCUCUUCCCCUCCUCGUGGGUGGACAAGAAUCUCAAGGCCAACUACGUCGUCACCUCCAUGGCCACGUCGAGGGGCCGCUGGGCCGUCGUCAUGUCCGUUGACUCCACCAUCACCGAGCAGGUCCCCGUCGAUCAGAGACCAAAAAUGGCAGCUUGCAGAAGCAGUAAGUUCUUGACCGCCCUUCUCUUUCUCCUUGAAGGUGAUCGAGCUCGACUUCGCGUUCCCGUCGGAGGGCGUCCGCCGGAGAUGGGCGGCGGGGUACCACAUAACGGCGGUGGCGGCGACGAUGGAGCAGGUGGCCGUCGUGAUGAGCAAGCUGAGACCCAGGGCCUUGAAGAAGGGAGAAUCAGGGAGGCAGGUGGUGCAGAGGAGCUCUUCUUUCCCGAUCAAUCGAAUCAGGGUUAGCUACUUCCUUCCUUCUUUUUUCCAUCUGCCCUAAUUUUCGAGAGAGAUCGGAUCAAUUGGGGAAAAAAAAAAAGCCCAGGCAGUGGAACCAUACAUACGUACGGGAUUGACACUGACGGGUCGCAUUAGCCCUAGUAUGAUCCCACGUUGACUUCCCAGCUUGCUGCAAUACUGGUGAAAGACUGAUUAAUUGACCCAAAAACGUAAAAAAUGAAUCAAGAUAGUAAAGAUAUGCGGGCUGGAGCUUGAUGAGUUGAAUUUGGAUGAUCCCACGUGAAUGUCUUACGAGCUCGAAUCCGAAUCGAGGGCCUGUUGGCAUCGGAAAGUCCAAAUCUUUCCACGACAAGAAUCGCCAUCUUCAUCAGCUCGGAUGCCAUGUCUGAUCGACCUUCUGCACUGCUUUCAGGAGCAACAGGACAAGGACUUCUACGUUGCGUCCGUUUGCUAUGGUCGGACGGCGUCGUGA